AUGACCAUCCCUCCUACUACUACAACCGAUCCUCUCCCCCUCCCAUCCCCCUUCUCCACCAUCCCCCGAACCCCCCUCCUGCUAGGCCCCUCCCCCAUCCACGCCCUCCCCCGCAUAACCGCCGAUCUCGCCCUCAACAACCCCCACCCCCCAGUAACCAUCUACGCCAAGCGCGACGACCUCAACUCCGCCUACGCCUACGGCGGCAACAAGACCCGGAAACUGGAGUACCUGCUCGCCGACGCCCUCGCCCAGGGCUGCGACACGCUCGUCUCCAUCGGCGGCGUCCAGAGCAACCAUACCCGCCAGGUCGCCGCCGUCGCAGCGCGGAGCGGCCUCAAAGCCCGACUCGUGCAGGAGCACUGGGUCGAAUGGGAGGAUAAGGGGUACGAGGCCGUGGGCAACAUCCAAUUGUCCAGGCUGAUGGGCGCAGACGUGAGACUCGAUCCGUCGGGGUUUGGCAUCGAGCAUAAGAAUACCGUGCAGGCCGUCGUGGACGAGUGCAAGGCUGCGGGUGAAAGGCCAUACUACAUUCCGGCGGGGGCAUCGGACCAUCCACUCGGCGGACUGGGAUUUGCGCGGUGGGCGUUCGAAGUCCGGCAGCAGGAACGGGAAAUGGGUGUGUUCUUCAACACGGUGCUUGUCUGCGCCGUGACGGGGUCCACUUUUGCGGGCAUGAUUGCUGGCUUCAAGUUACUCGAGAAAAUGUACCCCGAUGAUCCCAAGCGCAAGGUUAUUGGGAUCGAUGCCUCGGCGACGGUGGAAGCCACUCGGGCGCAGGUGCUUCGGAUUGCGCGCAACACUGCGGCCCAGAUUGGGCUGAAGGAGGAGGAUAUCACGGACGAGGAUGUGAUUCUGGAUGACAGGUAUCAUGCGGGGAUUUAUGGGGUCCCUGAUCGAGAGACCUGGGAGGCGAUUGAGUAUGCGGCUCAGAUGGAGGCUUUCAUUACGGAUCCCGUGUAUGAGGGGAAGAGUUUUGCGGGUAUGGUGGACAUGAUUCGGAAGGGGGAGAUUGAGGGGGGAAAUAUUUUGUAUGCUCAUUUGGGUGGCCAGUUGGCUUUGAAUGCGUAUUCGGAGCUUGGUCAUGUUAAGGAGGAGUAGGGGGAGGGUGAGGAUGGAUGUAGCAAGUCGCUCAUGUGACGACGGUACUAUGACUACUCUUGAGUAUUUGGCAAUAACAUUAUUUGAGAAAAUCAAUUUCAAA
Molecule: messenger RNA, 1204 nt
Organism: Penicillium brasilianum
Lineage: Eukaryota; Fungi; Ascomycota; Eurotiomycetes; Eurotiales; Aspergillaceae
Source: the annotation of a GenBank genome assembly